Messenger RNA from Rosa rugosa (rugosa rose), 2417 nucleotides. RefSeq lists its product as uncharacterized. NCBI's taxonomy places the organism in Eukaryota, Viridiplantae, Streptophyta, Magnoliopsida, Rosales, Rosaceae. The record is from RefSeq and is a predicted model, not a curated record. The coding region runs from base 363 to 2141 and encodes 592 amino acids. The transcript has 15 exons.
UUCGGCUCCAUUAUAGUUCCCUGUAUUCCAAGCGAACGAUCUGUGACAAACACGUGCGAACAGGUUGGCCAAAAGCGAGGGGAAGGGCCAGAGAGGCAAAGAGAGAGAGAGACAUCCGCCGGGUCUGGGAAGCAGCAAAUCAAAGCAAAAAUUCAAUAUUUUAAACUCACAGCUUUUGCUUUCUUUUGUAUUCGACGAAACAUACAGACUUUGUGUACCUCCCACCGUUAUUUUACCACCCCACCCAACAAUAAAGCCCGGUUCUUUCUUUCUUCUUCUUCUUCUUCUUCUUUGUUUCUUGUUGUUGUGGCCAAUUCGUAAUCACCCACCAGACCAGAUCAGAGGGAGAUCAUUUUGAAUCCAUGGAGCAGCUUGUCAACUUCAUCAUUCGGCCUCCUAGGGCUGAAUACGACCCAAAAAAUGAUUUAUUGGACGAGGAGUUCAUACUCAAGGGGAAAUGGUAUCAGAGGAAGGAUGUGGAGGUUAAAAACAGUCGGGGAGAUGUCCUCAAGUGUAGUCAUUACAUCCCCAUUGUUAGUCCUGAAGGAAAGCCUUUGCCCUGUGUCAUAUAUUGUCAUGGAAACAGUGGGUGCAGGGCUGAUGCAAGUGAAGCGGCCAUUAUUUUGCUGCCCUCAAAUAUUACAGUUUUCGCUCUUGAUUUCUCAGGAUCUGGGCUCUCUGGUGGAGAGCACGUCACAUUGGGGUGGAAUGAAAAGGAUGACUUGAAGACUGUAGUUGAUUAUUUGCGAGCAGAUGGAAAUGUCUCUUUAAUUGGCCUGUGGGGCCGUUCAAUGGGUGCUGUCACUAGUCUCUUGUAUGGAGCUGAGGACCCUUCAAUCGCAGGAGUUGUUCUUGACAGUCCAUUCUCUGAUUUGGUUGAUUUAAUGAUGGAACUUGUGGACACCUACAAAAUUCGUUUACCGAAGUUCACUGUGAAGUUUGCUAUCCAAUACAUGCGAAGAGCUAUCCAGAAAAAGGCAAAAUUUGACAUAAUGAACCUGAACACAAUUAAGGUGGCAAGCUCCUGCUUUGUUCCAGCUUUGUUUGGACAUGCCAUUGAUGACGAUUUUAUACAACCCCAUCAUUCAGAUCGUAUAUUUGAGGCUUAUAUGGGAGAUAAAAAUAUCAUCAAGUUUGAGGGAGAUCACAACUCUCCACGACCUCAGUUCUACUUUGAUUCUAUAAAUAUCUUUUUCCACAAUGUUUUGCAACCCCCAGAGGAUGAGGUUGGGGGUACGUUUUUUGACACCAUGCAUGAUAACUUCGCCAAGGGUAGUUGGAGAACCGUGCGUGAGGUUGAUUAUGACCAUGGAAGUGUAACUACUUCUUCUAAAGAACCAGCAACGAGUGGCAGCACACAGGAUGCCAUUAGCCAACUGCGCUCAAGAAGACCCAUGAGUCGAACAGAUGUUCCUUCUGGUGUAUCAUCUAAAGAUGACGAAUCUCAUUCUAAGGAUGGAAAAGCCGAUCAUGAUCCUUGUCCAUCAUCUUCUGACAUGAUUAGCUUUGAAUUCUCAAAUGGACACCCCCAUGUUCCAGCCCCAAUGGACAAUGAUCAGUAUGUGGAAUACCAACUUGAGGACUUGGCAGGCUUUCCAAGUGAUGUGGAGGAAGAAGAAAGGAUGUUCAUGGAAGCAGUGAUAUUGUCACUAAAAGACUUAGAAAUGAGACACCCAAACCCACAGGAAGAAGAGCAACCGCCAGGGAAUACCCCCGAUUCUUCAAAGAUAUCAGAAAAAGAUGACUAUCAUGAUGCCGUGUCUCCGGUAGAACAGCGAGAACCUGUAGAGACAGCAUCAACUUCCGCAUCAAGUGCACAAUGUGGGUCCUCGAAAACAGAAUCUAUUUCCAGUUCAGCUGUUAAGGUCGAUGAUUCGAGACCUGAGCAGCAAAUUCCUGAUGCAGCUGUACCAUCUAUAAAACCUGCAUCCCAUGCUUCUACGUCCACAAGGGACUUGGGAAGCGCUGGGCCGUCUACUCAAAGGGAUGCACCAGAUAAAAUCCAAAGCUCAUCGGACACCGACAUGUCAGCUAACACAACAGCCACAGUAACGGUCGUAAAAAACCCUGCAAGCCAUGUCAUGGAUGGUUUGAUGCGUCGAUGGGAUUUCAACUUCUUUAGAAACAACCACAGUCGAUAGGAUGAGGGCUUUAUUUUUUCUAUUAUUUUUUUCUUUUUCCGUUUUCAAUUAGACUUCAUUGGUGUAUUGUUUUGUUAAGUUGUAACUAGUGUCAGGGUUCAUGAUUUGUGAAAUGCUCGUCUUGAAAGCAAAAACCAAAAAGAAAAAAGAAAAGAGUAGAAAGGGUGCUGUGAAGGUGAUUUCUUAGUUACACGAUCUCUAUAUUCAGUGUUCAUAUUGGAGAAUGAAUAUAUAUUUUUUAUUUCUCAUGCUCUGGUGUGAGAAAUUAUACUUCAA